Molecule: messenger RNA, 1561 nt
Organism: Diospyros lotus (date-plum)
Lineage: Eukaryota; Viridiplantae; Streptophyta; Magnoliopsida; Ericales; Ebenaceae
Exons: 4
Coding region: 266-730 (154 amino acids)
Biological process (GO): endoplasmic reticulum to Golgi vesicle-mediated transport
Cellular component (GO): TRAPP complex
Source: RefSeq, a predicted model, not a curated record
AAACGUUCAGAGACACCGUCGGCGCUGCAGAUCCGUCUCUCAUUUCAUUCAGCAGUUCGUACUGUUUGCCUUCCCCUCUCUCUCUCUCUCUCUCUCUCUCUCGCUCUUUCUAGCUUUAGAUCCAAUUUUGGUAGGAUGAGGUUUUGAUCUCGACAUCAGCCGAUUUCUGCGCUUUGUUGAAAUUACCGCUUUUUCCUGAGCGGCUUAAAUUGGAUUCUCUGUACUUUGUCUUGAUUUGGGUGGAUUCAGCGAUUCGGAGACAGAAAUGCAGUUCUUUGGAGGGUCAGAGAUCAGCCCAUUGCCGCCGGCACCGACGGCGUCGGGAAACAACUGCCACAUGAUGUAUGUGUUCAACAGGAACGGCGUUUGCCUGCACUACAGGGAGUGGAAUCGCCCGCUCCACACCCUCAACUCCCAGCAGGACCACAAGCUUAUGUUCGGUCUACUCUUCUCUCUCAAAUCCCUAACUGCAAAGAUGGAUCCCACUAGUGCGGAGAAAGGAAAUCUUGGGGUGCCUCAGUUGCCUGGACAAGGGUGUUCAUUUCACAGCUUUCGAACAAAUACAUACAAACUUAGUUUCAUGGAGACUCCAUCUGGUAUAAAGAUCAUCCUUGUUACACAUCCCAGAACUGGUGAUCUAAGGGAGUCCUUGAAGUAUAUCUACAAUUUGUAUGUUGAAUAUGUUGUUAAGAAUCCACUCUAUACUCCAGGAACUCUAAUUAGGAUAUAAAAUGGAGCAGAGUUAGAGGCAGAUGCAAACUUGAGACCUCAUGACUCCAUUUUCUAGAGGGCGAGAAAUAAUUUUUCUUUCUGAUCUUAUGUGUAAAACUAUGGUUAGGUAGCUUUAUAGCUUGUUUAACUAUAUAUUUCCAGAAACAAUUAUGUGUGGGAUGCAUGUCCUGAGAAAAUAUGAUAUUAUUUGCCUAUGCUUUUUAACUUUAACCAUCUAUAAUUGUUGUACAUACAAAUGGUAGUGUGAUAUUUGUUCUCUUGAUAUCAUUAGAAAACCUUUGUUUUUAACAAGCAAAUUAACAACUGAAAUGCUUGAGCCAUGAAAAUGACCCCCGUGUUGGGUCUUCUAACACAAACUGGGAUGGGCAACAGAAUUGGGAGAAGAGUUAAGAAAGCUUUACUUGGUACAUGAAACCAGAAUAUCUACAGUUUACUGUUUAUUUGGCUUGGAAAUUGGUAAGGUUCUGUUUGAGUGAGCUGUCAAUUUUUAGUUUUCAUUUUAGUUUUAGUUCUUGUUUUCAGUUUUAGAGGUUUAGUUUUCAAAAUUUUAAAAAUAAAAUCUGAACAUGUUGUUUGGUAUAAAAAAAGAUUACUUGGGGUUGAGCAAUAAGUCAAAUAAUAGACAAUAGUUGAACGUUGAUCUACGGGUGAAGAGUAGAGAUGUCAAACAGGUUGAGCUACAUGCAACCACCCUGGCUUGAUCACUGGGAACAACAAUUCUGUGGGAUUUUGAUGGGACUUACAAGAUUAAUUCUGAUAGCAACUGCCUUAAAAGUUAGAUCACGGCUAGCGUAAAACCUUGUAGCCAUUAUGUGGCUAAAAAAAUAAC